AUGGCCGAACCACCUCUCAGAAUUGUGCCUGAAGUUGCUAAGCCGGACUUCGAUGUUAGUGGGAGCGAAACGAACUUAACUAGCAAACCUCACCAAAGAUUUGGAGCGCGUGAGGGCGUUACCUUUGAUGUGGCGGGCCUGGAAUCGUAUUACAAGCCAAUUGACACGUAUGAGGGUAGGCACAGAUACGACCCUAAGUUUGAGUGGGAAUCAGAGGAAGAGAGAAAGAUUGUGAGGAAGGCAAGUAUUGAUAAGAGGAUAUGCACCUUUGUGUGUCUUUGCUUCUUUGCGCUCCAAUUAGAUCGUGGCAACAUCUCUCAAGCCUUGAGUGAUAACAUGCUCAAAGACCUGAAAAUGAAUACAAACGACUACAAUUAUGGCCAGACAAUAUUCUACCUCUGCUUUCUCUUCGCAGAGCUUCCUUCGCAGCUUAUCAGCAAGAAACUUGGUCCGGACAACUGGAUCCCAAUUCAAAUGCAAGUGAGCGAUGACGUCAUAAUGGUGUCUUGGAGUCUUGUUGCCAGUAUGCAAGCUUUCUUAAGUGGUCGAAAAUCCUUUUUUGCUUGCCGAGUGCUCUUAGGUCUCUUCGAGGGUGGGUUCAUUCCAGACAAUAUACUUUACCUAAGCUACUUCUACACGGGGUGGGAACUGCCGGCGAGAUUGAGCUGGUUCUGGGUGUCCUACCAAUCAACUCAAAUUGUUUCAGCGUUCUUCGCUUAUGGAAUAUUGCAUCUUAGGGACUACAAUGGGAUGGAAGGUUGGCGGUGGCUAUUCGCCCUUGAAGGAAUGCUGACCGGAGUCAUUGGCAUCUUCGCUUGGUUUUACCUCCCUCCAUCACCAACUCAGACUGCUAGCCGGUUCCGCGGGAAGGACGGAUGGUUCAAUGAGCGAGAGGAGAAGAUCAUGGUCAACCGUAUCCUUCGAGAUGAUCCUUCUAAAGGCGAUAUGCACAAUCGCCAAGCACUCUCUUUCACCAUGAUUUGGGAGUGUCUCAAUGACUACCAUAUGUGGCCCAUCUACCUCCUUGGGCUCUCAUGGUUGAUUCCAUCAACACCUAUGACCGCUUAUCUGACCCUUCAAUUGAAAGCAAUUGGCUUCAAUACUUUUCAAACCAAUUUACUCACGAUUCCUGCGUAUGUGCUCUUCAUUUUCCAACUCCUGUUCUGGACAUGGCUCUCCGAGAGACAGAACUCCCGGUUCCUCACUGGCCUGGCUUCCCAGAUAUGGGCUAUGCCCCUCCUUAUUGCUCUAGAACUCAUCCCCAAUCGUGCUUCCGCAUGGGCUAAAUGGACCAUUUCCACUCUACUAGUCGGCCACCCAUACGUUCACGCCAUACUUGUAGCCAUAACAUCUCGCAAUGCAGGUACCGUUAGAACGCGCACCGUCGCAUCAGCAUUGUACAAUAUGUGCGUACAAGCGAGCAACAUCAUUUCUCAGAACAUUUACCGUGACGACGAUAAGCCGAUGUAUAGGAGAGGCAAUAAAGUUUUGAUUGCAAUUUGCUCAUACAAUUUUGUAUUAUUUGUUGGGACGAAGUUGUAUUAUGUGAGGCUUAAUAGAAAGAGGGAGAAGAUUUGGAUUGAGAUGAGUGAGGAAGAGAAGGAAACCUAUUUGGAGACGACAAAGGACAGGGGGAAUAAGAGGCUAGACUUUCGGUUUGCGCACUAA
Messenger RNA from Lindgomyces ingoldianus, 1668 nucleotides. Its product is annotated as MFS general substrate transporter. Gene Ontology annotation, biological process: transmembrane transport. Gene Ontology annotation, molecular function: sulfate transmembrane transporter activity. The record is from RefSeq and is a predicted model, not a curated record. The transcript is spliced from 7 exons. Lineage: Eukaryota; Fungi; Ascomycota; Dothideomycetes; Pleosporales; Lindgomycetaceae. Bases 1 to 1668 code for a protein of 555 amino acids. Gene Ontology annotation, cellular component: membrane.